Messenger RNA from Trypanosoma brucei brucei TREU927, 2595 nucleotides. RefSeq names its product dynein intermediate chain, putative. Gene Ontology annotation, molecular function: dynein heavy chain binding; dynein light chain binding. Gene Ontology annotation, biological process: cilium movement. NCBI's taxonomy places the organism in Eukaryota, Euglenozoa, Kinetoplastea, Trypanosomatida, Trypanosomatidae. The transcript has a single exon. Gene Ontology annotation, cellular component: axonemal dynein complex. The coding region runs from base 1 to 2595 and encodes 864 amino acids. The record is from RefSeq and is a predicted model, not a curated record.
AUGAAAAAUGGCUCCUCGAGUGGAAACCAAAUGUCAACCACGGGCGGACACCGCCGGGGCGGCAGUGACCGUAGCGCGGUGAGAGGUUCCCACGUCCGUCGGGGUAAAGGGGAAGGCAGGCGGCGCUCAACGGACUCAAAAAAGGAAGUAGAAGCAGCAAUUCACGUUCUGGACAAUGGCGUUGACCGUACACCGCUUCCACUUCAAAGGGCUGGUAGCGGAGCUCCGCACGAUCCGCGUCACCCCUUUAGUCAGAACACAAGCGGUCAGAUAACGACGUCUGUAAGUCAAGCAAUGCUUCCCGACUCCAACUCCAUAUUUCAGUCAUCUGCCUUGAAUGCUUCUGCUGAUGUUGUUCCAAUUCCAUCCACGGGAGAAGGGGCAAAUCAAUCUCAAGUCGGAUUCCUCACUGCGUCGUCCUCACUCACGAGUAUUUCAAUUGAUCACCGCCUCUCGAGCACAACCACCGGUUCCGCUCGAGCAGCCGGAAGUGGUCCGCUGGCUGACGCGCCGCCACACACGUCGUGGGAUGGUCACGGCCGCGGCGACGCGACGCAGGUGCUCACUCGGGAGCAGCGCCGCGAGUGGUUAGAGGAAAAAACAACUGUUGUGCUUCACGAAACCCCAACGAUCAUGCUCUACAUGCACCAGGAUGAAGUAGUUCCAAACGAUCGGCCGACUGAGUUAAACGAAGUUUUAGAGCGCAACAAAGCGUAUGCCGAGUUGGUUGAGGCAAAACGUGUGGACGAGGGGACGCGGUUUCAGGUGAAGGGCUCCUGGACGUUUGCGCCACCGAAAAAGUCUAUUCACUCUGCCAUACAGCCUCCGUCCAAAAAGAAUUCUGGUGGGUUACAAGUCACACCGUGGAUGCUUCGCGACGCGUUUGCGCAUUUUGCCGAAAAUGAUACAAAUGACGAAGACCAAGAGGGAACCGCGGAUGAGGAGGAGGAGGAAGUAGAACUUGUUGAGGACCCCUCGGAUACCGGAAAGGAUACGGGUUCCGAGCGCACAACAGAUCCUAGUAAUGCAAGUACAUCCCAACAGUCAGUGGCGUGGAUGUUUUCGGACACGAUCAUGUCAACCCUGCGCGUGAUGGAGCGCGUAGUCGUGCAGAAUACCAUGGAAGAGGUGCAGCUCUCCUAUAGAGGGAUAGUAAUGGAUCCAGAAGCUUGUCGGGUAAGGAAGGAGGAAGCGGCAACGUCAGGUCUGAUGGGACCUGAUUCAGACGACAUGAACUCUGCAACUACGGAUGAUAAUAAAGAAGCAGAGCAGCAGAAUGAUCAACAGACAGCUGGGGUCGACGAUUCUGCUGCAGCAGUUGCACAAAAGGCGGAAGUGCCACCAGUGAAGUUGCCUGAAGAUGUGAGGGCCUUAUGGACGUUUCGAUCGCCCAUCACAAAGCGGCGCGAGGUAACCUGUAUGGCGUGGAAUUGCAAAGAGACCGACAUUCUUGCUGUGGGUUACAGCGCGUAUCAUGACGAAGAGACUCAAAUGUUAGAUGCCCCACACAUGUUUCAUGGUGGUAUUGUAUGUUGCUGGUCGCUCAAGAAUCCUCUUGCUCCUGAGCGCGUUAUUCAACUUUCCUCCGAAGCUGGUGUUUCCUCCAUUGCCUUUUCCGACGAGCAUCCGAGUCUUCUUGCGGUCGGAAAUACGGAGGGGCGCAUCGUUAUUUAUGACAUACGAAAGGACACAAAUAUCCCCGCUAUCAAAACCACCCUCACAAGCGGUCAGCACACUGGGGCGGUGUGGGAGCUGAAAUGGGUGGCGCGGCGGAAGGAGCGAGGAGAGUUCCUCCUUUCCAUAUCCGGCGAUGGUCGUGUUGUACAGUGGGCUGUCGGUAAAACCAUUGAGCGUGUGGCUCCUGAUCUUAUGAACCUCAAGAGGCAGCACGGUGCCGCAUCAGAGUCUGCGUUCGCCGCUGAGUCGAGCGGCGUCCUGAAUGGUAAAAAAGAUGGCGCUCCUGCGGGUCUGAAAAUGCCGACGCAACGACGUAGAUGUGAAGCGCUUUUUUCACGGCAAUGUGGUGGUAUGUGCUUUGAUGUCUGUCCAGCUGAUGGAAGUGUGUAUGUAGUUGGUACGGAAGAUGGUUCCGUGCAUCAAUGCAACAAGAGUCAGACAGAGAACUACGAACUAGACUAUGCCCCCCACUCUGAGCUAGUGUAUCGCGUGCGGUGGUCUCCAUACAGUGACAACUAUUUUCUAACUUGUUCGGCUGACUGGAGUUCUCGUCUUUAUCGCCUUGGUCAAUCUGCACAAGUGCUGACGUUUGACAGUCCCAACCAGGAUGCGGUGCAGGAUGUGGCGUGGUCCUACGCAAACUCUACAAGUUUUGCCACCGUAAGUGCACAAGGAAGUGUCGAAUUUUGGUCCAUUGCCGAAUCCAUUCAUCCUACCUCUCGUGUGCAAUAUGUGGACAGGCGACGCCUCACCGCGGUGCUAUUCGCUGAACAAGAUGCCCCUGCUGUUGUGGUAGGCGAUGAGAAGGGUGAUGUCACGGUCUUUCGUCUUAUCGGUCAGUACUACAGUAGUAUGAACUUGUCUCUGGAGGAACAAGAACGUGAGUUGGAGGAUGUAGUUCGAAAGGCGACCACAUAA